GGGGCUCCUUAAAACCGCCAGUCCUGCUCUCAGGAUCAGUUCAAGACCUGCAGGACACUUUGUGUGAGGAGAGACUGGACUGGACUUUACCCUGAGGAACAUUCAGAUUAUUGAAGUUACACUUCUGAGAUUUUUCAGGACUGAAUUAUCAGAAAUCACUGGAAUAAUGAAGUCUCCAAAGCUGAGAACCAAAGGUAAUAAUAUCACUUUUUAUUUCUCGUGCGUAAAAAUGUGUUUUACGCAUGAGAAAUGCUUUUUUUUUGUACUUUGGAAAGUAGUAGUAUUAUCAUGAUUGUGCAGUAGGCAAGUUCUCACCUGUUCGGUCAGAAAUAAAUAUCUCAAAGACUAAAACACAUGUUCCUACUCUGUCAUAAUUCUCAUUUCUGUGAUUUUUCCUGCAGCGAAGUUCGUCAACGAGGAGGACCUGAACGACGUCCUGUGCGAGUUCGACGCGGUGAUCGAAGACUUCACGUCGCCGGUGGAGAAGCGUCACUUCAGGUACGACGAGCACCUGAAGACGGUGAAGAGGAGGAGCUGCGCCAGCGUCAGCGACAGUGGCAUCAGCGACUCAGAGAGUGAGUUUAUGAAGAUUACACAAUAGAGUGGGGGACAAAAGUCAACCUGACGAGGGAAAUAUUGUCCAUUUGCUCCUUUUGCAUUUACAAAGCCCAAUAGAAGUGCAUUCAGACUCAUGUUGUCUCAAUGAAAUAGUCUCCCUUGACUCUAAAGGGGAGCCUGAAUGGAGAUCAGGCUCUGCAGAAAUAUGAAGUUAUUUCAGCCACUUUAAAAACUCUGCUUCAUGCAUGUCAUCUCUGCUUAAGCUUCCUUCUCCUUUGCGUGCGGUUUCUUAUCAUGUGUCAUCUGGAUAGGCUGGCACACUGUUGCACAUGCAUCCAUGCAUGUACGCCUGCACAUGCAAUUAUGCCUGAACUCAGAGAGGAGAGAGAUACGAGGAACACUUGAUCUCAGUCCAGAGAUUUAGGCGUCUGAUCGAGCUGCUGCUCCAAGUUUUGGCUCAUUUACCUGCAGAUUGUGGCAGCGAUUCCAAAUUUUCAAAGCAUGUAUUCCUAUUUUAAGUCUCUCUAGAGCUGCAGAGCCAGCCUCAGGGUGCAGAAAUGUGUUUGCUGCUAAUGUAGAUGUGGAGAAAAGUUUGCUACAGGUCCCCUUGAGAUCAGGAUGUCAAGAGGAUAAUGGGGGAAAAAUCUGAAUUGUUUCUGGAAAGGCUGAAUUAAGAGCGUAGAUUAGAUGAUCUAGACCUCCAUCACACAUGCGGGAGAGAUUGAAGAGAGCUCUUUUCUCAACUUAGAGACAUAAAUUUCACCAAAGAAUGUCUGUAAUGCAUGGUUACUUUGGUUCCAGCGGUUUUGCAAGCGUAUCAUCUGCUCCUGCGGUGUUUACUACACCAGCUAGGACUUAUAUCAUUACAGCCUCACCACUAAUGACCCUGCAGUGAUCAUCAUCUGUGAUAAUAGUAGGGGGAGGUGUUCGAACCUGUGUCUGCGGUGCUAAUGAGCCUGUUGAUUUGCUGAAGGAUCAGAUUCCUGCAGGAGCUUCGUCCUCUCCAUGGAAGUCCAAUGAAGAGAGACCUGUCCCACGCAGGGGCUGGCUAUUGUCCCGCAGCCUGAUGGAUGGACAGGCUGUUGGACAUGCAGAUUAAUGACAAAAACUGUCCGGAGAGACUCCAGAGAGUGAGAGAAAAUCGAGUGAAACUGAGAAAUAGAGUUUCAUGGCCGAGUCAAACGGCUCUGUGUGUGAGGCGUCUCCAAUCUCCUGCUGUGUGUGCAGCGCUGAGUGGUGGGAGUGGCACAGGUCAGAUAAAGGGGGAGUAAGUGGAUCGACAUCUGAGACAGAGUUAAGGUUCGCGGCAACUUUGUGCAGAGGAGAGAAAGAGGCGAGGACAGCUGUGAGUGCUGCCUAAUCUGCUCUCUGUCACACGCACUUAGUUCAAGCUCACAGAGAUUUCAUGCACAGGGCUGCUGAGACUUUUUGACAGAAGGUUUAACUCUGAAAAAGCUGGUUUUACCUGGUUAUUUUACAUAACAUUAAUCCAACAACAUCUAAGGUUCAAAUUGUUUGAUAUGUAGAAAAGUUAAAAAGACAAGUGUGGACGAUAAAAAGAAAAUAAAAGCAAUGUAAACAAACUUAAAAAAGUUAAAAUCAGCCAAGCCUCUGAUCCUUUCUUUGGACAUCUCCUGCAGUCUUUAAAUCCAAAAGAACAGCUGCAAAAGUCCCCUCACUUUUCUCUCUUCUUCUUCAUUUUCUUAGCAGACAAUCAGACAGUGAAAAUAUGUUUUGUGGCGCUGCAAAAAUAUGACCUGGCAGGCUCCAACUGGCCAUUAUAUCACUUACGUAACCCUGCAUUCAGAGUUUGGGGAGCUCAGAAAAGAUAGAAACUGCAGCCUGCUCUGCACUUGCAUCACUUGAGAAACGUGUCAGAGAUAAAUCUUGUUUAAAAGCAAAGUCGACUCUCUGUCCUGUCAUAAUAUUGUCACUGGUGGAGGUUUAGUCGCUGAGUUGGAGCGUCAGAAGUUAUUUGAGUUGAGCCGAGCUUUUGCAAAAGGAAGAUUUCACAUGCAGGUUUGGUUUUGGGGCCUUGAUUUUGGAUUGCUUGGGGAUAUUUUGAAGUAUGUGUUUGUGUGUUUAUGCACCUCUCUGCAUGUGCAAAUACAAGCACAUGCAUGUGAGUGACAGGCUGCAGAGGAGGCCUGUCAUUAGAGGAGAAUGUGAUGAUUACACGCUGGAGCUGCUCCACUGACACAGAUCGAGAUGAGUGUCGUGUAUACACACACUUUGAAGGUGGACACUCUUCUGAUCUAAUUUGUCUGAAUUCGUCCCUCCUCUCUUUCUCUCUCCGACAGGUGCAGAGUCUCUCAACAGGAACAGCUUCAGCUUCAGUGACGAGAGGCUCAACUCCCCCACUGUGUUCUCCCCCACCAACUCCUCACCCCCUCUGAUGUCACCAAAACGUGAGAAACACUUCUUGUUCUUAUCUCAAGUAAACAGUGUGAUGUUUAUGUAUCAUACUUGAGUGCUCGGAUACAUCAGAGUCAGAAUAGUUUAUUUAUCCCCAGGGAAGGAAAUUCUGUAAAUUUAUACCGACGCUCAUGCAGAGCUGAGCUGCUCCUGUGCACGAGUGUAUUUAGACAAUAAUACUACUCCUACUUUUUGAACCAUGGCUGCGUCUAGAGGUUUUUUACAUUUACAUAAACAAUGCAGAGGUCGUUUUAUCAUAUAAAAGGCGGCUUGCAUUCAGUUGCACAAAGAUUUAAUUUAGAGGGAAGAGCUGCAGGGCUGGCACUGUAUGCAGGAAAUACAUGAAAAGCCAAUAUAUCUCUGCGCAAGUGCAGAGUUUAUGCAUGAGCAAGAACUAAGAGUGAAUCAAAAGGGUCAAUCGUUCAAGCAAGCUAAAAGCUGUUUGAUCAUCCAACUACGUAAAACAAGAAAUCCAGUUGUGCUCGACCUUGCAGACUGAGAUGAUUUAGAUGAACUUGAGUCUUGUAAACUGAUCAUGAAGACAGUGAUGGUUGAAAUCCUUGCCAUCCUCAUCUGGAAUCUCUCUCUCUCUCUCUCUCCUCUUGCAGCCAAACUGGGCGACACUAAAGAGCUGGAGGACUUCAUCGCCGACCUCGACAGGACAUUAGAGAGUAAGUGCUAAUGCAGCCGAGCUGUCAGAGCUUCUGAUGAAUUAGCCCGAGCGCCGGCGCCACCCGCUACUCAGGAUUAACACGGCGUUUGUUCCCUGUGUCAGCUAUGCUAAAGACCACUCAUAAAGUGACACAGAAGCCCCUCCCCUCAGGUUUCUUAGAAACAAUGAUGUGUCGGGGAGGGAGGAGGCGAGGAGUGUUAUGUGGACCAUGAAGGCCUCUCCAUUAAGCAUAUCUUUUUACACCUGUCAGUCACUCCUGAAUAAGGGGGCUCAUGCAGUUUGCACAUGCCAUAUAGCAACGUUAAUGCAUACCCUUGUCUACUCUUGUAUCUUCAUGUAGAGAGGUACAAAUGCUUAGUUUGAGUACUUAGGUUACAUUUUUCUUGCAACAUUACACUCUCUUAAAGGCUGGCUUCAUCAGAGCGAUUAGAAAUGAAGAAGAAAGGCAGAAAAUCCUGAAAACUGAACUGAAGUUCAUGUGCCUCAAAAGGUCUCUGAAAUAUGAAACCAACGUUAAAUAUCAGCAGUGAUUUCUGUGGGGCUUGGGUCGCACAUUUCUGUCCAAACCCAACCUAGAAAUGUAUCUCUGCUUGAGCUCAUAGAUAUUAACUCCUGAAGCAAAAUGCUGCUGUUUAUCUCCCAUAAUGCUUCAGUGGUUGACAUUCAGGGCUGACUUGUGCUUGUGUUUGAACUUGCACCAGAGUCGGAGGAAUGUGUGCCGCCGCUCAGAUUCUGACUGUAAAUGUCAGGACUGGAAUGAGACGGAGCGGGAGUUGUUUCCAUGUUUUUUCCUCCCUCCUCUCUGUCCCGCUCUGCUGCCGAAUGUCUGUCUUUCACAAACCCUCUGUAAAAAAAUGGGACAUUCAGCGAACCCGUCAGGCGGCCUCUUGUUAGCCCUGCAGAACGGCGUGUUUAUUAGGGCCAGCGGUGUUUACGAUGAGCCCGCCGCUCUGAGAAUAGAGCCCAGGAGCCAGAAAGUCCCGCUCUAACCGGCUCUGUCUGUCUCUGUCCUCAGGCAUGUGACCAGGAGGUUCGAGGCAUCCUGGAGAGCAGCCAUGAGGGGAAGGAGGAGUGUAUGUCUGGACCCCCCCCGAGCAGCAACGCCCGGCUCCUACACCCAAAAAACACCCAACAGGAUACAGCUGGAUCACAGCAACGUCCACCCGGCUCCACUAAAUUUAACUCGCCACCGCUCUACUAACUCCAACCACCUGGAAACUGGGUUGUAAGGGCUGCAUGAAGGGCCAAAAUUAGCAAAGCAGGGCGAGCUGUGAUGAAAUGGACUCCAUGAGAGAAGAGAAGAGGAUUUAACGCUGCAGAGUCACUGGAACAUUUACUGUCAGAUCACAUCACAGAGCAGGACACACUCCGACCCCAGAGCUGGAAGAGUAUUUAAAAAUAGCUUUUUAUAAUAGAAAUAUAUUUGUAAUUUUAUAGAGCUCCUUAUUGUCUGUAUUUGUGUAAAAUAUAUUUUUGUAUCUCAUGUAAAUAAUAAUAAUAAGUCUAUUUGCCUCCGUAUUAACAGAACGUAACUGGAGUAACCUAAACUCACUCUGGAGAAAACUGGAAAGCAAUAUGUGUAUUUAAUACAGCUAAAGUCUGCCAGAGAUGUAAUUAAAGUAUGAAAUGUUUUUCUUUUACUAAGAAAA
Messenger RNA from Xyrichtys novacula (pearly razorfish), 5295 nucleotides. Lineage: Eukaryota; Metazoa; Chordata; Actinopteri; Labriformes; Labridae. The record is from the annotation of a GenBank genome assembly.